AUGGUGGAGAUACGCGAAGAAAGUACGGAGCCGGCGGGUUCGAGUCCGACAUCUAGCGGGCCUUCGACCUCUCGUCAGCCCCCACCACCACAGCCGCGCAAUACUCUAAUGGACUUCCUAAAAGACCGCACGCUCGACAGCAUCAACUUUGCCCUGCGAAUAGUGACGAUCUUCUUCGCGUUAAGUUAUUUGCUGCCCUUGGCCUCAGCACCAGUACAGAGGAAGGCGUACUUCAAGGCUUUCGCUGCAGCCAUGGCCACUAACGCCCUCCGUCUUCAACAACGCAUCGGGCCUGUUCGUUUGAACAUGGAAUUCAUGCAGCGUCUCUUUACCGAGGACUCGUGCCAUUAUCUCCUGUACAGUAUCCUCUUCGUGCUAUCCGAGCCGAUCACGAUGGCGCUGCUACCGAUUAUGAUAUUUGCUGCCCUGCAAGCGACGAACUUCUUUGUUACGCUCAUGACCGCUAUUGGACAAAACAACAGCCCGGUUGUCCCGCCUCUCACUCGGCUCAUCCAGAACCAGACGCCAAAUUGCCUUGGAAUCGUUGCUUGUGCGGAAAUUUUUCUGGCGCCAGCUUUGUUCGCAUCGGUCUUGAUGGGCCAGACGAGUCUUGUUACACCGAUCGGCUACUAUCGCUUCCUCGUCAUGCGAUAUGGAUCUCAGCGCAAUCCCUACACACGCCAAGCCUUCUACCAAAUGCGCGUAUCUCUCGACCAAGUUGCGGCCAAUCCAUCGUGCCCGGGCCUCGUGCGUACCUUCAUCUAUAAAUCGAUCUCAUUCAUCUCCAGUCUUCAUCGU
Messenger RNA from Mesorhabditis spiculigera, 798 nucleotides. The record is from the annotation of a GenBank genome assembly. NCBI's taxonomy places the organism in Eukaryota, Metazoa, Nematoda, Chromadorea, Rhabditida, Rhabditidae.